Molecule: messenger RNA, 846 nt
Organism: Colletotrichum costaricense
Lineage: Eukaryota; Fungi; Ascomycota; Sordariomycetes; Glomerellales; Glomerellaceae
Product: transmembrane alpha-helix domain-containing protein
Exons: 2
Coding region: 1-846 (281 amino acids)
Source: RefSeq, a predicted model, not a curated record
AUGUCUCAAGCAAGUCUAGACUCGAAUACCUGGUACCUCCUCUCAGACGCUAGAGUCACCAACGUCACAGGUCCUAUUAUAGGAUGCUUGCAACAGACCUCCGAUGGCCUACGAACCUACUCAUGCGACGAUAAAGAGAUUAUGGCAUGGCAAUUCCAACCGGCAAACUCCAUCAAAGGCCGGUACCUCAUUCGAUCAAACGCAACCGGUGUGGGACUUCAACUAUCAGCCUGCUGGGACCCGGCAGAAACGGCGAAUGGACACACGGCAGUCUGCAUGAGAAGAAUGACCUCAGAAGACUCACAGCUGUGGGAUAUACUCGACUGGGGCGAUGGCACGUUUGACCUCUUCAACGCUGCGAAUGGUUCCAGCUACAUCGUUGACCGCCAUGCGGGCAGCGGCGUGUUCAUGUCGGACCAGAUUGCGGGAUCAGCCAGUAGCAACUCGGUUGAUGUCCCUGGACAGCGCUGGAUUAUUCGAGGUGAUCGAGCGGUGAAUGAUCCCGCAUAUUCGACAGUGUUCAUCGAAGGCCCAAGUUCCACAUCUCCUACAGCAUCUCUUCCGAACACAGAGCGGGGAUCAUCCAAAGGAACAUCUCCGGAGAUCAUCGCCGGGAUCACAGUUGGUACAGCUUUAGGAGUCAUCUGCUUUAUCGCCAUCAUGCUUUUCUUGUCACGUAGACGGAAACUUAACCAUGGUCCCAGGCUUUCUGGCAAUCACCAGCAGAAGUCCAUAAUCAGUUCUUAUGAUAAGAGAAGGCCGAUCAUUGACCAGCAUGCCAUUGAGAGUGGUGUUCGUCAGGCGACAAAUGUACAGGAGAUGAGUAGCGGUGUUCAGGUGGCUUGA